Messenger RNA from Arachis duranensis, 1113 nucleotides. RefSeq lists its product as uncharacterized. The transcript is spliced from 2 exons. The record is from RefSeq and is a predicted model, not a curated record. Lineage: Eukaryota; Viridiplantae; Streptophyta; Magnoliopsida; Fabales; Fabaceae. Bases 104 to 706 code for a protein of 200 amino acids.
UUUCCGAAGGCGAAUACCGCAUAUUACGGUUGCAGCUCUGAAACCCUCGACUUUUUCCUCUCUUGUUCAUUGCCCUCUCCCUCUUGUACAUAACCAAGGUAGGAUGGUUCAGAACCACAAACAAGACCAUGAUUUCAACCAAACUCACUCCUCUGGUGCACCCAUGGCUUCGGGGAAUAAUAAGGCCCAGCAGCACGACGACACGGAAACCAUGCCAGAGUACCGGCUCAAGGUAGCUGCACAGCUUGGGUUAUGUAUGGCGCUUGCCGUUAUGGUACUGAUUUAUAUUUCAAGUUGUUUCAAUCUAUUCGCCAUGUGUACCGCAAAGGUCAAUGAAGAAAUUAGUUUGAGGAAAUAUACGGAGGCACUUAGGAAUCUGCUAUGCCCUGUCCUGAAGCUGAUAAAUCAACAUGUAAGCAUGUCCAAGUUGGUUCCCUUGAUUGAAUUGUUCAGUUUCCUUGUGAUUAUAUGUGCUGUUACUGUAUUGCUUCUUCUGGGUGCAAAAUUCACUCGCAUUCAUGUUGCUAUGUUCUGUAUUUGGUCCAUUCUCAUGCUCCAAGGAUCAGAUACUUUAACCAUUGGGAUCUACCUUAUAAUACUUGGAUUAUACUGCAUAUGUUGGUCCCGAAAAAAGGAACCACCAAAUGGGAAUGAAAAGCUGCAGCCAAAGAGAGAAUCCAAGAGUUAUUUUGAGAUGAAUCCGUGACUUUUGUAUUAGGGAUACCUAUGCUAAAUGAAUGUCUCUUUUGUGUUUAUGUUUGCCGAGCUUUGUAAUUCGAAGCGGUUUGGUACUAUAAGUUGGUUGGGUAAGGAACUAUGUGUACCUGAUUAACAAUUACUUGGAGUAUACUAUAUAAUCAUAGCUGUAUGAUUGUACCCAGUGAGGUUUCGGUUUGCGUUUAACUAGUGCUUAUAGAAUCUCGUUCUAUUUUCGGUGCACACAAAUUGUGCUGGGAAUAGUUGUUGACUCGAGAGUGUCCUUCCAUGCUUUUCAGCACCUCUAACAAUUUAACCUAGAAGAUUCAUAACAGUUUUGUUUUAGAUUUAGUAAUAGUCUAUACGAAAUUAGAUGUUGAUAACUAUAUUCUAUUAUCCAAGGCCAUUUUCAGCCAA